AUGACCGAUCUUUCUGCGCAACAUGUCCCAGGAUCCGAUCGCACGUACUAUAUACCGAACUUUGUGACCGAAGAGGAGGAAGAGUAUCUCGUUCGCAAGAUCUUAGAGGCGCCGCAGCCGAAGUGGCGACAGUUGGCCAAGAGGCGGUUACAGACGUGGGGAGGAGAUCUGACGCCUAAGAAUAUACUCAUACCACAGCCCAUGCCACCGUUCAUGACGGAGUACCCCAAUCUCAUAUCGAGAUUGCGAGCGACCGGUGCAUUCGCUGACUCGCCGCACGGUGAACCGAAUCAUGUUAUCAUGAACGAGUACCUCCCCGGGCAAGGCAUCAUGCCACAUCAAGAUGGACCAGCCUACCACCCCGUCGUCGCGACGCUCUCACUAGGCUCACACACAGUGAUGCACUACUACCGCUACAACUCCCCCUCCGACCGCUCCAUCGACCCGUCCCCAGUCCUCUCGCUCCUGCUCGAGCCGCGGAGUCUGGUUAUCACGACCGCAGCGCUGUAUACGGAGUGUUUGCAUGGGAUUGAGGGGGUGGGGGAGGAUGUGCUCGGUGGGGUGCGGCUGGCGAAUGGGGGGAUGGUGCCGAGUGAGAGGAGGGACGGGGUGAUGGGGAGGGGGACGAGGUAUAGUUUGACGUGUAGAGAUGUGGAGAGAGUCGCGAGUGUGAGUGCGGCGAAGAUGUUUGGCAAGAAGUGA
Molecule: messenger RNA, 702 nt
Organism: Peniophora sp. CBMAI 1063
Lineage: Eukaryota; Fungi; Basidiomycota; Agaricomycetes; Russulales; Peniophoraceae
Source: the annotation of a GenBank genome assembly